UCAUCGAUUGUCUCAUCCAUCAAAUCGAUCGCAGUUUGGGGAUGGAAACGGUGACUCCCUUUGCUGCUAUUUCGUUAUUUCAUUUGUUUUAAUAGUUAAACCGGAUAUAAAUUCCCGAAAAUACGAUAGAACUUAUGUAAAAAGGUUUUUAGUUUUGAAUCUGUUCGUUAUUUUUAAGUUAUGUUGUGUUGAAACCGGUUUAAUGGAUGUUCAACGAAGGAUGCUACCUGUUCGACCAGCUCAUUUCUUGUUGCUUAUUGGCUCAUUUGUCGGAAUCGUCGUUUGCCAAAAUGUGAAGUACAAUCCCACUGGCCAGAGCCAACCGCUGCAACAGUAUCAGCCCUUUGGCGCUGGAGGUGGCAGUGAUGACUCAUUCUACGGCAGCGUAAAUCGCUAUAAGCAGAUUGAGAAGUUCGGAACGUUUCAAACGCCGGAGGAAAACUAUUGCCCAGAGCAUUGGUCCGUUUAUAGAAGUUCCUGCGUGCGUAUCUAUAAAUCGCCUCGGAAGGACUACAUCAAUGCGCAGAAAAUCUGUCAAGCCUACCAGGGCGAUUUGGUGAGCGUAGAUAAUAUCGAAAAGCAUUCGUUUAUACUGAAGCUGCUGGAUGUGGACAGCAACAGGAACAACCGAUACUACAUUUCUGCCCGGCAAGCCUCCCCGAACAACUGGAUCAAUGCGGACAAAACGCCACUGGUCGCAAUCGAAGAUUCGUUCAUGUUCAAGGCCGCCGAUGAAGAGAGCUACGAUGCCAUUUUUAACAAAAAACCUCUGGAGAAGUACGAUUCCCGUCGGAACUUCAUCAGCGGGUACAACGAGAAUCGGAACAAUCUGGUAUACUCGUUCAACGCGGCCAGCGAAAAAUGGCAAUUUUUGCCGGUUGGGCCCGAAGAUCUGAAUCUCUUCAUAUGCGAAUCUCAACAACUGUACAGUGCGGACAAUAUCAAUCUACUAGCGGAUGACCAGCGACAGUACGAUUACGGGGUGGACAUAAAGGACAUCAAUAAGAUCCCGCGAGGACCGUACUUCAUCAAGCAACCGCACGAAACAACCUAUGACACCGGCAAGUUCAAAAUCACCAAGGACGUUAUGCUGAGCUGCCUGGCCGGAGGCUAUCCGACACCGACCUAUUCCUGGUUCAAGGAAAUCUACACCAACGAUAACAUCACGGUUGUUCGACUAGACCCGCUGAAGAACACACGAUACACUACUAGUGGGGGCAACCUUAUCAUACACAAUCCUCAGCAGAUUCAAGAUCAAGGUACAUACCAUUGCGUCGCGGAAAAUAUGUUCGGGCGAAUCAUAUCCGAAAGCGUAGAACUCAAUUUCGGUUACAUCCUUGAAUUCAAUCUACAGCGCUCUUCAGAAACCGGGGAAAUGAAUUGGGGAAAGUCCCUUUACUGUGAUCCACCUCAACAUUAUCCAGAUGUGCGGUACUACUGGUCGCGUUCUUUCUUCCCCAACUUUGUCGAAGAAGAUCAACGAGUGUUCGUUAGUCACGACGGAUCGCUGUACUUCUCCUCGCUGGAAAUCAAAGAUCGCGCUAAUUAUUCCUGCAAUGUGCAAAGCACAGUCAGCGAUACAGGUAGAAAUGGGCCUUUCUUCAACUUGCAAGUAGUUUCCCAUCCCCACUAUCAGGAUUUGAUUUUUGCCAACAACUUCCCAAAGAAGUUCCCCGAGGCGCCAGUUGCCGGCAAAGAUUUAAGGCUGGAGUGUAUGGCUUUCGGUUACCCGGUGCCGUCCUAUAAUUGGACUCGCAGAAAUGGAAACCUACCUCGGUUUUCGUAUCUCGAAAACUACCAGCGAGUACUCGUUAUCAAAAACUCUACUGCCAACGAUAAUGGUGAGUAUAUUUGUACGAUCAAAAACGAUCGGAAGUCGAUUUCGAAGAGCGUGAUGGUUAGCGUUCAAAUGCAACCGAAUUUCACAAUCCCACUGAAGGAUAAAAUCAAGGAUUAUCAGAGCUCGGUAACUUUCUUAUGUGAGGCAUCGGCCAUUCCGGAUGUCAACUACACAUGGUACAAAAACGCAGAACUAAUGGACCCUGAAAAUAGAAAGUUCAAUAAGGACAAAUUUGUGAUACAGGACAAUGUUCUGAAGAUUAACUUUUUGGAUCCGGAAGAAGAUAAUGGCAUGUACCAGUGUAAGGCGACCAAUCAGCUAAAAGGCGUAUACUCUUCAGCACAAUUGCGCGUGCUUUCUAUGAAGCCCUCAUUUAAAAAGAAACCUUUGGAGUCCGAAAUAUAUUCCAUCUACAAUGGGAACACCACCAUCGAGUGCGAACCAGAAGCAGCACCUCGGCCGAAAAUUGUCUGGAAAAAGGACGGCAAUGUCAUAGGUACGGGAGGCCAUCGCCGCAUGCUCCCAACCGGUACCUUGUUUAUAUCUCCUACAUCUCGAGAUGAUGAAGGAGUCUACACCUGCGUGGCCAGUAAUUCACAGGGUGUUGCCGAGUCGAAAGCACGUCUGAUUGUUUUACAGGAAUUGAGAUUUACUGAACAACUACCUCAGAAAAUUAUCAAACAAAUUGACGAACUUCUGUACCUACGCUGUGAAGUGACUUACGAUGAAGUGCUCGAUGUUGCCUUUUUAUGGGCCCAUAACGGCCGCAUAAUAAACAGCUACGACAAUAUGCCGGAGUACAAUGCCAGAUUUAUAGCGAAUUACAAUAGUUUAGAAGUACACAAUCUGACCCUGUUGGAUGCUGGUGAAUAUGAAUGUAUUGCCAAAUCCGCCGUCAACAGGAUAGUAUCGAAAACGAUGGUAUUUGUACAGGGUCCUCCCGGAGCACCGGGCGCAGUGAAAGUGAUUGACAUUAAGAAAACCGACGCAUCCCUGGAAUGGAUCGACGGAAGUGAUAAUGGCAGACCGAUACUGUUCUACAACAUUCUGGGACGCACCACUUGGAACAAAACAUGGGUUAAUGUGUCGCAAAAUGUUUUCGCACAGGAAAUCGAUCGUUACAACGGACGACGUCGCGCUACCGUUACUAACCUCACUCCAGGAUGUGGCUAUGAGUUCAGUGUAGUGGCAGUGAACGAUCUAGGCAUUGGCGUCCCCAGUUUGCCGUCGCCACUUUACAAUACCCAGAAGGAUAAACCAUAUAUUGCUCCGCGCAACGUUGGAGGAGGCGGUGGAAAGAUCGGUGAUCUCACCAUCACGUGGGAUCCGUUGCUUCCAGAGGAACAAAACAGUAUCGACAUUCACUACAAGGUGUUCUUCCGUCUGCCCAAUCAACGAGAGUGGGCCUCGGAAGUUUUGAAACGGCAGGGCAAUGUGGGACGGGCUGUCGUGCAUAUUCCAUUCGACAAAUACUACACCCAAUACGAGGUCAAGGUUCAGGCCAUCAACGACCUCGGGGAGGGACCGAUAAGCGAUAUUGCCACCAUAUACUCGGCGGAAGAUAUGCCCCAGGUUGCACCGCAGCAAACCGUUGCCAGAAGUUUCAACUCGACGUCUCUGAAUGUCACCUGGAUUCCGGUCUCCCAGACACGAGAAGCCAUCAGGGGCAAGCUGAUCGGACAUAGGUUGAAAUAUUGGAAGAAAGAGCAUAAAGAGGAAGACGCCGUAUACUUCCUAUCGCGAACUACCCGCCCUUGGGCGUUGAUUGUCGGUCUAGAACCCGAUACGUACUACUUUGUGAAAGUGAUGGCCUACAACGCUGCCGGAGAAGGACCCGAAAGCGAACGAUACCUCGAGAGAACGUACCGAAAUGCACCUCAGAAACCGCCAUCGUCGGUGAAUAUAUUCGGCAUCAAUCCUUCCACGAUCCGGGUCGUUUGGCGUUACAUUGCUCCCUCCCAGGACGAAGAACCGGUUCAGGGAUACAAGAUCAGAAUUUGGGAAACCGAUCAGGACAUGACCACUGCCAACGACACCUUGGUUCCGAUCGGUCAGAAGCUGGAAAAAAUCAUCGACAAUCUAACGCCAGGAAAAUCGUACAAUCUUCGUGUUUUGGCAUUCAGCAAUGGAGGAGAUGGAAGGAUGUCUAGCCCGCCUAUCAAGUUUCAGAUGGGAAUCACUCAAACCCCGUACAACGAUGCCAGGCUGUUGAGAGCGGAAUCCUGGUGGACACUGACGGUAGCCUUCAUUAUGUACAAAUUUUUCAAUUUCCACUACUAGGUACUAGAUAUUGGAAAAUACACAAAUCAAAAUCUGUGUGGGAACACUAUUAACAUAGGGAGCAUGAGUAUCCAGCAUUUAGAUAGGACAUUGCACAGGAUCACAAAAUUAUCGAGUGGUUGUGUAGAUUGAUUUAAAAGUUCGUUUCGUCAUUCCUCUGAAAAUAGUUUAGAUAUUAUUAAGCAAAAGAUUACUAUUUGAACAGUGACAAUACAGUAUUGUUUUACUCCAGCUCCUUAACAAACUCAGCUGCUGUUUUUCCACAUUCCAACAUUGUUCAACUCGAAGCAGACUUGAACAUCUUAGUUGAAAAUGUAUAGUAACAUAUACUUAAGUCGAUGAUGAUCUGUUGUUUUGAACCGUGAUUCGUACGGAAAAUCAUCAUUGUUUGAGCCUUGUUUUUCAUAUGAAUUCUUGGAAAACUGAGCAACAUCGUACUAAAAUGGGAGUGUAAAGUAAUAAAUGUUUGUCUUAAUCCGAGAAAUAAGUUUUCCGAAACAGUAUUUUGACACUAACAAUCGCCAUUAUUUUCCAAGAACAGAACCGUGAAUACUAUUGAUACACAUCUAUCGGUAAACUAGUACCAAUACCGUGGCAGCUUAACAUUUUGGUUGCAUCACAAAGUUGCUCAAAUCUACUCCUUUCCAGUUUGAAUAAUGAUGAUUUUGUCCCACACCAAGUUUGUAUAAUUAAGAUAACGUAUUCCAUCCAUUAAGUAAUGCAAGAAUUUUAUAUUAUUUUUCCCAUUUGUGUAGCGUAAGGUCGUGCGAUUAUUAUACAAAAUCAAAAGAAGCAAUUUAUAAUAUUUACUUCGGAACAUAGAAUCUGCUCUUUAUUAACUAAUGUCGAAUAAAGUAAAUUUAUGUUUAUACGACUGAA
Molecule: messenger RNA, 4999 nt
Organism: Aedes albopictus (Asian tiger mosquito)
Lineage: Eukaryota; Metazoa; Arthropoda; Insecta; Diptera; Culicidae
Gene: Cont
Product: contactin
Exons: 6
Coding region: 203-4120 (1305 amino acids)
Biological process (GO): cell-cell adhesion
Molecular function (GO): protein binding
Source: RefSeq, a predicted model, not a curated record